Molecule: messenger RNA, 420 nt
Organism: Vicia faba (fava bean)
Lineage: Eukaryota; Viridiplantae; Streptophyta; Magnoliopsida; Fabales; Fabaceae
Source: the annotation of a GenBank genome assembly
AUGAUGCAUCUUGAUCUUGAGCGCGAGAAUUAUAUUAUUGAGAAGAAAUUGGUUGAGUUGUGGAAAAAGGCUGAGCUCUUUGACUCUCUACAGGAGGAGGUGAAGCAAUACAGUUCUCCGAUAACUUUGACCACUCAUAUAGUGGAGUUAAAGGCUUCUCUUGUUGAGGGAAAUGAACGUUUGAAAAAAGCUUCUGAAGAUGCGGUAAAGGCAUGUCGUGAUUUCGAAGAGGAUCAAAAAUCUAUUCAAUGGAAGAAGGAUAAUCGAUCCAAAGUUAUGAAAGCAUCGAGAAAGACCUGUCUAUUACAAGAAAGAAGCAUAAGGAGUUCCUCUAGCGAGCUAUGGAAUUCGUGCAUCGUGUCUGGGAUCAGACGUUGGAGUCGGAACGAGGAUUUUGUACCGACCUUUCUACAAUGCUGA